Messenger RNA from Lasiosphaeria miniovina, 2594 nucleotides. RefSeq lists its product as uncharacterized. The record is from RefSeq and is a predicted model, not a curated record. Lineage: Eukaryota; Fungi; Ascomycota; Sordariomycetes; Sordariales; Lasiosphaeriaceae. Gene Ontology annotation, molecular function: ATP binding; protein kinase activity. Gene Ontology annotation, biological process: protein phosphorylation. Bases 249 to 2594 code for a protein of 781 amino acids. The transcript is spliced from 6 exons.
CCCCUUUCAAUUAUGCCUUUCUUCACACCUACCGGUGUAGCCUGAGAGGCGGACCCACUCUGUUGCCUUUUUUCCUGCUCGGUCUAGUGACGCUGAAACUUGUGCCCAAUUGUUAUUUGGGCUGGACUUUUCCCGUCGCCCUGCCUAAUGUUUCCACACAUUUCUAUGCUUACAGGCUGUGACGAGCAACACAGCGUCCCUUCCAAGGGUCCGCACAUUAAACUCUCGUGGCUUCUUAGCGAUGAGUUAUGAAUUCGCCCACCGAGGAUGGACCAUCAAACGGAACUGUCGACCGCUCACUGGAAUCUGCACCCGUCCAACCGGAAAUUCGAGGGUUCCAAGAACACAUUGAUCGCCAACUUGAGCAAAUUCGAGAGUUCAAAGAUCACAUUGAUAGCCAACUUGAGCAGCCUGGUCACGACGGCAUCGACGGCUAUCAUAACACUGUCAAAUUUGUCUGCAGAAACACCUUGAUCAAGUACUGGACUAGCGAGAGGAUCAACGACGUCCUACCUCGGGAUCAGCGCAAUGAGGUCAAUGUUGAAGACUUCCGGAAGACGUAUCUUCACACAUUUUCGAUUCUCUGCUACAUCUCAUCGGCUCAUCGGAUCAACCAUUUCAUGAAGAAGGAAUACACGGAUGCCACCAUACCGUUUUCUCUCAGUGGAAUGGACAGGGAAGUGCCAGGCGAUGCGGAGUUCUGGCAGCGUUUUCACACGAUCAAAUGGAUGUUUUGGCCCCUGACUUUCGAUCCCUUGGUGCAUCGGAGGGACCUGCUAUUGGAACAGAUUCUGCCUAUCUACGACAGGAAAUUUCUGUGGGAAUCGAGCUCUGGAGACAGCGUUGUCCACAAGGUUCGAGUUCAUCGGUGCUGCGGAGACCUCAAAGUCGACUCAAACGAGAUCGUGCUCAAAACCUUACAACCAGAAGCUAAGGAUCUGUGGGAGAACGAGUCAAAAAUUUACUAUCAGCUUUUCGACGAAUCUGGCGUUCCCCUUGGGAAUUCCGACCCGACAGCCCCUCUCCAUGCUGUCAUUGUGGGUCCAUUCGACUACAUAACGAGAUAUCUAGGGUCCUUCACUCAGCCUCUUGCCCGACGGGACGAACAACAGUCAUCUUCGCCAAUGGACCCGAAUAACUCUCUCGCAGCCGAAAGGGAGGCCGAAAAGAUUCGCACAAUUGUCCUGGAAUACGCCUCAGGCGGUAAUCUGGCCCACUUUUGUCAAAGAAACGCCGACGUCAUCGCCUCUCGGAGGCGGGUGGACGAGUUGAAUCUAACCCACCAAGACCUCAAGGAAUCCAAUAUUCUCUACACACGAAGACCAUUGACGGACCGUGACAACCCGUGCUUUAAGAUAUCGGAUCUUGGAACAGCCAACUCUGGAGACGAAAAGAACAACUCCGGCAAUAAGUCGAAUACGCCCCCCGAAUGCUGCUCGAUCCACCCCAUACAGAUCGGCAAGCCCCCUCGAUACACCAAAGCUGCCGACAUUUGGCAACUGGGCGGAUAUGAGCUGGGCUUUCACAGCGGCUGGAAAAGGCUCAAAUGUGUCGACGAUUUCCAUCGGGAGGCUGUUCAAGAUUGCCCGCCAGAGAGCAUCCCACGAUUCGUCAGCGACUUGAUUCUGGAGGCGAUGCUCGUGCCUAAAGAAGAUCGCGAGACUGAAGUUUUGACCUUGAGAACACGUUGGUUGAAUCGACCCAAGGCCGGGGUGCCCGCCGUGUCUCCAGCCGUUGAAAACCCAGUCCCCGCACAAAACCAGCCGCCCCCUCCUCCAGCCUCGAACCACCACGGGCAACCGAUGUCCAUCUUGCCACAAGGAGUGGAGCAGAAUUCCAACUCGGUUGAGGAAAUAGCUACUUACCUUCGAAAACAUCGGAGGAUUGGCCCAAAGGCCUUUCAAGAUCUUCAGUAUCGAUUGAACAUCAUGGGGCGCAGACGUCAUCGAAUCUUGAUUGAUGAGUCGAGCAGCAUGGCUCAGUUUCAGACUCAAGUGGCACAGACCGCUCGGGUUCUUGCCAAACUGGUGAAGCACCGGAUGGUGCGCGGCACUAGAGUUGAAGUGUCUCUUCCAAAGGCACCUUCGAGACCAAUGGUCUUCCCAAAAAGCAAGCAGAUGGAAAAGUUCCUACAACUUUACAAGUUUAAAGGAGAGAAAUGGGAGUUGGGAAUCCUGCUCAACGAAACAGCAAGGGAUCUAUUGGACACCAUGUCUCCGCCUCAGCCUCCCAUCAACCUCUACAUUUUGACAGACGGUAUCUUUGGAGAGCCUCCACCCGACUUGGUUCGACCAAUCAGGGAUCUCAUCGAUCAGGCGAAGGACCCCCCGCCAGCUGGAUCCGACUUCUUGUCCAUUACUGUUAUUUUAUUUGGGGACGACCAAAAUGGAGCUUGGAGCUUGGAGCAACUGAGACUCGCAGUUGGGCGAAUGGUGAACUUGCCAUCAGAGAACCCCAUCUACAUUUGCCACUGCACAAGUAGCGUUGCGGACAUGCUCAUCGGGCGGCUGCAGGUUGGGAGUGUCGGGCAGUCCUUGGUUACUCUACCAUCCCAAAACGUUGCUCCCCCGCAUUUCGCGGUUCCGCGAGGGUAG